Erinaceus europaeus (western European hedgehog) is the source of this 5106-nucleotide messenger RNA. RefSeq names its product heat shock protein family A (Hsp70) member 12A (gene HSPA12A). The transcript has 7 exons. The coding region runs from base 104 to 1489 and encodes 461 amino acids. NCBI's taxonomy places the organism in Eukaryota, Metazoa, Chordata, Mammalia, Eulipotyphla, Erinaceidae. The record is from RefSeq and is a predicted model, not a curated record.
CUUUUAGGAGCUGAGUGACCAGGCGGGUUCUGAGUUCGAGAACUCUGAUGUCAGAUGGGUCAUCACAGUGCCUGCCAUCUGGAAGCAGCCCGCCAAGCAGUUCAUGAGACAAGCUGCUUACCAGGCCGGCCUGGCCUCCCCUGAGAACUCGGAGCAGCUCAUCAUUGCCCUGGAGCCGGAGGCAGCCUCCAUCUACUGUCGGAAGCUACGUCUGCACCAGAUGAUUGAGCUGAGCGGCAAGGCCACGGUCAAUGGGUACAGCGCCAGUGACACAGUAGGAGCUGGGUUUGCACAGGCUAAGGAACACAUACGGCGUAAUCGGCAGAGUCGGACCUUUUUGGUGGAGAAUGUCAUAGGAGAAAUCUGGUCCGAGCUGGAGGAAGGUGACAAGUAUGUAGUUGUGGACAGUGGAGGUGGCACCGUAGACCUGACGGUGCAUCAGAUACGGUUGCCAGAGGGACACCUGAAGGAACUGUAUAAAGCAACAGGUGGACCCUAUGGAUCUUUAGGGGUAGACUAUGAAUUUGAAAAACUGCUGUGCAAAAUCUUUGGAGAGGAUUUUAUCGAGCAAUUCAAGAUCAAGCGUCCUGCAGCCUGGGUUGACUUAAUGAUUGCCUUUGAGUCUCGAAAAAGGGCAGCUGCCCCAGACCGAACUAACCCUCUAAACAUCACCCUGCCCUUCUCCUUCAUCGACUACUACAAGAAGUUCCGUGGGCACAGCGUGGAGCACGCCUUGAGGAAAAGCAACGUGGACUUUGUGAAGUGGUCCUCACAGGGGAUGCUGAGGAUGAGCCCGGAUGCCAUGAACGCCCUCUUCAAGCCGACCAUCGACAGCAUCAUUGAGCACCUCCGGGACCUGUUCCAGAAGCCCGAGGUGUCCACGGUCAAGUUCCUGUUCCUGGUGGGUGGCUUCGCCGAGGCACCUCUCCUGCAGCAGGCUGUGCAGGCCGCCUUUGGGGAUAAAUGUCGCAUCAUCAUCCCCCAGGACGUGGGCCUCACCAUCCUUAAGGGCGCCGUCCUCUUCGGCCUGGACCCCGCUGUCAUCAAGGUGCGCAGGUCCCCCCUCACCUACGGGGUAGGUGUGCUCAACCGCUACGUGGAGGGCAAGCAUCCACCCGAGAAGCUGCUGGUGAAGGAUGGCACACGCUGGUGCACCGACGUCUUCGACAAGUUCAUCUCGGCUGACCAGUCGGUGGCCCUGGGCGAGCUGGUGAAGCGCAGCUACACCCCGGCUAAGCCCUCCCAGCUCGUCAUCAUCAUCAACAUCUACAGUGCCGAGCACGACGCCGUGAGCUUCAUCACCGACCCCGGCGUGAAGAAGUGUGGCACCCUCCGUCUGGAUCUCACAGGCACCGGGGGCCCAGCCGUGCCUGCCCGCAGGGAGAUCCAAACCCUCAUGCAGUUUGGGGACACGGAGAUCAAGGCCAUGGCCAUCGACGUUGCCACCUCCAAGAGUGUCAAGGUCGGGAUCGAUUUCUUAAAUUAUUAACCGACCCUCCCCCCUGCCACCUGCCAUCUGCCCCCUGCCCCCUUCAGACUCAGUGCACCUGCAUCUGCUGACCUCAGCCUUGGCUAUCCUCCCCUUGCCCCCUGACCUUGACUUUGACCUUUGCCACUGCCCACCUGGAUUUCAUCAGGUAGGAUGAGAAUCACCACCACGGAAGAAACAACAAGGCACUUUUCUGAGGGCACACUGGAGUGAGAAGGAAAAAAAAAAUCACACUGAAAAUGAAGUUUGGAAGACAGAAUUCAAGAAACCUGGAAGAGUGGUGUACCCAGCCCCGGAUUUGGUACGUGUCUGCAGCCAUGAUAGGGCUGUCAAGCAGCAUUUAGGAUGCCCUGUUACCAUCUCAAGAGUUGAAGUGAGAUCUUGGAAGCAGGAGAGUCUUCAUCAAUUCCAGCUUCCCCUGUCUCCCGCCCCCCCCCCACACACACACAUACAUUUCUUUGGGACGGCAGUCAGUCUCAAAUACCAGCCAUCUGCUGUCAAUUUCUUUUCCUCACUGUGUGGGAAUCUGGGAUAGUUUCAGCUGGUGGGAGGAUUGCCUACACUAGGCGCUAUUUUAGGCUCUCGUCAUUUCGAUUCCAGAGAGGUUUAGUGAAGCGAAUCUGUAGCCUUGGCUAACUAGCUCACUGGGGUUUCAGUGGGAGAGUUAAGACCUUAGCAUUUCAGCAGAUUAAUCUCACCCACCUCCACCCCCGUGGAAAUGGGCGUUAGAGGUACUGACACAUUCUAGAUGAGACGCUGACAACAUUCCCAGAAUGCCAGGUCCUGAUGUCUGAUUUCAUAAGUAGUUCUAGUUAAUCUUCCUAGGAAAAUUAACUGGCAGUCUGUCUUGUUCUCAUCACUACACUCAGUGAUCUGGCCUCCCGCCCCCAACCUUAAAAAUCACAUGUAUUUUAAAUUAAGCCUCUCCUACCAGCUCAAGUUCUGCUCCCUAAGACUUUGGGUCAGUUAUCCCCAUAUUUUGAAAGGCCUACAUUGGUGAUGCAUGGGCAGAGAAUCUGUUCUAUGAAAUGUUUCAUGAAAAUCUUGUGUUCAUAAAGCCUGUCCACAGGGGCCGGGUUAAGUGCUCACAUUACAGUGCGCAAAGACCCAGGUUUAACCCCUUGGUCCCCACCUGCAGGGGGAAAGCUUCACGAGUGGUGAAGUAAAGUGCAGGUGUCUCUCUCUCCCCCAUCCCUCUCAAUUUCUCUAUCAAAUAAAUAAAAGCAAAUAAAGCUUGUCCAGAGGAAAUUUGUAGAUCUCUGCUGGAUGAGCUAGGGUCUUUGAGAGCAGAUCAAUGUGUCAAUUGCCUGAGAACUUCUUGGCUCUUGUGAAACAUGGUUUCUUGGCUUUUAUGAACUAAAAUCAAGAAGAGCCAGUUUUGUGGGGAGGCUGAUACAGAGACCAGAAUCUGUCCUUCAGGGCUUCCUUAGGGCCAAAGUUUAUGCGGAAGAGGAAUAGAGAUGAUCUCUUCACACCUUGCUUGCCCUCUUGUGAGUGGAACUGGGGACUCCACAGGGCUGGGAAUGGUGCUUUUAUCCCUCACAAGAAGGACCUGUGGUGGAAAGAGAUCAGAAGACAGACCCUCUAAAAACAGGGCCAACUGAGGACAGGAAAAAAAGAAAGCUGAAUCUGAUUCGCAGCUCUGCUUCUGAUGUAUUCAAAACUGUCUUUUACACCUGCUGGAAUUUGUUCUGAUUAUAAUCACUGCAGGCAUAAUGAAUGAAUAAACAACGAAUGAAUGAAGGGAGGUUGGGCAAACUUCAAACACACUAGAUUCACAAACCGCCAUUGUCAUAGCCAAUCUGCAGAUUUUCACAGUGUUUCCAAUCUCAUUUUUAACAUGUCUUCCUUUUCACAUCACCUGCUGCAGGAAUUCCUUGCUGUAAAGUCAAAGACCAGUCCCAUGAGAGAGAAUUGCAGGAUUUCAAAUCCCAGUUGCUAGGGUUCUCUUACUGCCUACUCUGCUUCAGAAGCUAAAUGUCCUGGGUCUUCCUUUUGGUGUGGCCAGCCAUAUUCUUCAGAGAUGACUUUUCAACUUAGUUACAAGUAAUAUAAUUUUGUGUACAUAAAAUAGUAAACUAUUGUAUAGUUUCCUUAUUUCUACAAUGUGCUUUCCCUGUUUAAAAAAAAAAAAAAGAAGAAUGUUCUUUGGCUUUUGCUGACAUUGCUACCUUUAAUUUCCCAGUUUCAUUUAACUCUGCCUGCUGAUCACUGAUUUGGACCAGUCCUAAGUGAUGGACUAUUUUUUGCAAGCCUGGCCGAUAGACAGAGAUGCCUAGGGUCAGCAUAGGUGAAUGGAAAAACCACCUGAAUCUACAGCUUCAUGAGACCAUUACACACACACACACACACACACACACACACACACACACACACACACACACACACCUGCCUACAGAGUUACAGUUCAUAUUGAAAGGGGCAUAGUAAUGUAUUAAUUCUCCUGUCUAGUACUGGAGCUGAGUAUUUAGUUUCCAUGAGCAAUAUGACUGUGCAGAAAAAUCAAACACAAUUCUUUGCAGAGUCUUCAACUGAUCCUGGGAAGGGAGGACAGAGGGUGGUCCAUUGUGUGUGUUACCUUUUCUCUGUACACCAGGGCCAAAGGAAGGGACCAAGAAUACACAAACCUAGUUUUUCUACUGGAUUCCAUGUAAGAAUGAGUAAUAGAGAUAAAUCCUUCUUCUCUGGCAAAUGUAGGACUUUUCUUACUCACCUUGCCCUAAGGAUGUCUGCUUGUCUGCUUUUUCUCUUAAAUGAGCUAGUUGAAUUGGCAGUGUUGUCAAACAGAUGAUGGAGAGGGGGAUGAUCAUUUUACUGGAAUUCCUUCUGGCCUCAGAAAUGCAGCCCCAAAUAAUCCAACUCCUUAAAAGCUAUCUCCAAAUCCACCCCUCCUCCCUGCUUCCCCCACAGAAAUAUUCUAGAAUAAGAGCACUGGAUAAGUAUACUUGGACAUAUUAUUUCUAAUCUUAGGAAGUUUCUAAAAGGCCUGUUAUCCCGUUACUCGGUUGUCCCUGGUGUCCAGGCUUCUUGGAUGCAGAACUGUCAGAGGGUUUCCUUUGUGAUUUUUCUUUCUGUACACACAAGAAGGCACUAAUAAAUGCUGAAUGAUAGACAAGUUCCAGACUGACAAGAUAGGGGAGAGGAGGAGACAUCUUAAGUGGCUUUACAGAGUGAUGGCUGAGUCCAGAUUACAGAGCCUGCCCUACCUUUAGGAUGUUAUUUAGCUCAAGUUUAGCUUUUAGAGUCGAGGUCUGGUGAAUUGCCAGGGUAUCAAAGAAUUGCAUGCACCAAUAUCAACAGGAGUCAAAAUGCAUUACUAGUUGAAGAUCGAAUUUCACAUUGUAGAGAUGAAAUAGUAUGAUUAAGCUGCGUAUUUAUUCUGGGAAAUGGCUAAAGUGGGUGGCUAGUAUUAAAGCUGUUGGCCAUAAUGUAUUGUUCCCCCUCCCCCCAUCUGCUUGGAAUAUGGAAUAUAUUCUAAAAUACCAGUAGGGUCUUGUUCACUACAUGAGAAAUCUACACUUUACAGAACUUCGCAGCUCUUCACAACUUCACACAACUAUAUUUGCAAAUUCUGUCUUAAUAUAAGAUAGAAAAUAAAGCAAAACUUUGGAUCUCAA